Messenger RNA from Quercus robur (English oak), 1833 nucleotides. RefSeq names its product beta-amyrin 11-oxidase-like. NCBI's taxonomy places the organism in Eukaryota, Viridiplantae, Streptophyta, Magnoliopsida, Fagales, Fagaceae. Gene Ontology annotation, molecular function: iron ion binding; heme binding; ent-kaurenoic acid monooxygenase activity. The coding region runs from base 40 to 1542 and encodes 500 amino acids. The record is from RefSeq and is a predicted model, not a curated record. The transcript is spliced from 8 exons. Gene Ontology annotation, cellular component: endoplasmic reticulum. Gene Ontology annotation, biological process: brassinosteroid biosynthetic process; multicellular organism development; brassinosteroid homeostasis.
UACAAACUAUUAAAAAAAAAAGCACCACUAUCCAUUUGAAUGCAUCUUGUGACUGACGAAAAGGGAAAAUUCAACAUGGAGUUGGAUUUCUUGUGGAUGAUUGUUUCAGCUUUAUUGGGUUGCUAUGUCUUUAUAUUUUGGUUUCUCAGGAGAGUGAAUGAGUGGUAUUAUGUUGGCAUGGUGGGUAAAUCGACAUUUCGUCUUCCUCCAGGUGAUAUGGGAUGGCCUUUUCUUGGUAACAUGUUGCCUCUCUUCAAAUCUAUAAGAUCUGCUGACACCAACUCAUUCAUUUACAGCCUCAUCUCCAGAUAUGGCAAUACUGGUAUCUACAAGACCCACAUGUUUGGGUGCCCAAGCAUCAUCGUAUGUAAGCCUGAAAUUUGCCGACGUGUGUUGACAAAUGAUGAGCACUUCACACUUGGUUAUCCCAAAUCCACCAAUCUUUUAGGAGGAAGAGUAUCCUUACACUCGGUUUCCAGUGAAGAACACAAGCGUCUACGUCGGCUAAUUGCAUCUCCCAUCAAUGGCCAUGAGGCACUAACAAUGUAUAUCCAACAUACACAGGACAUUGUCAUUGAUUCCUUCGAUGAAUGGGCUAGCAUGAAGAAACCAUUUGAGUUCUACACAGAGAUAAAGAAGGCUACUUUCAAGAUAAUGACACACAUUUUCAUGGGCUCUGUUAACGAUUCUACUCUCUGGACAACACAUAAUUUGUAUGCUGAUUACCGUAAGGGAUUAAUGUCCAUGGCCAUUAAUAUCCCGGGCUUUGCUUUCCAUAAAGCAUUCAAGGCACGGAAGAAGAUGGUGAAAGUACUUCAAUCUAUAUUGGACAAAAAGAGAGAGAUGACUGAAAGUAAACAACACCAGGGAACGAAAGAUAUGAUGGAUUUGCUUUCGGAAGCUGAAGACGAGGAUGGUCGAAAAUUGGAGGAUGAGGAUACUGUAGAUUUGAUACUUCUUUUCUUGUCAGCAGGUUUUGAUAGCUCCGCAGUUUCUAUAUUAUGGGCAAUAAUACACCUAACAGAAAAUCCCGAGGCACUCAGAAAAGCCAAGGAAGAGCAAGAAGAGAUCAUAAAGAGAAGACCAUCUAACCAGAAAGGGUUGAACCUUAAGGAAAUUAAACAGAUGGAAUAUCUUGCUAAGGUAAUUGAUGAGAUGAUGCGCAUGACAAAUAUCUUUUCACUAUUCCGAGAGGCGAAGGCCGAUGUUAGCAUCAAUGACUACAUUAUACCUAAAGGUUGGAAAGUUUUGGUUUGGUAUGGAGCUGUUCAUAUGGAUCCUGAAAUUUAUGAUAACCCACAAAACUUUAAUCCAUCGAGAUGGGAUAAUUUAAAAGCCAAAGGAAAUGCUUUCAUCCCCUUUGGUGCGGGCAGCAGAUCUUGUCCUGGAAGUGACCUGGCUAAACUUGUGAUAAGCAUUUUCUUACAUCAUUUUCUCCUUAACUAUAAAUUGGAGCGAGUUAAUCCAAAAUCCCCAUUAUGUUACAUACAAGGACCAAUGCCUAAAGACCUAUGCCUCGCCCAAGUCAUAAGGAUCCAAUAAACCCAAUACAUGAAGAGGAAAGUGAUUCUUUACCACAUUUAGCUAAAUUUAGCUGGAAUAUUCACUCAAUGCAGGGUAAAGAUUCGCCUUGCUUCAUGCCUACCAGGAAAAUAUAUUCGUUCUGUGUGAAUAUGCAUGUCUUGAUAUUUUAAAUUCGCUAUACCGUAUUUGUAAGAUUUGCUGAAGUUUCUUGUUUAAUGAUUGCGUGACUUUGAAGGAAAUAUCUUUAUGGUUGGAUUAUAAAUUGUUUUAAAUAAUAAAUAUAUGUUAUAUAUAUUGGGUUGGAUUCAA